Messenger RNA from Malaya genurostris, 4120 nucleotides. RefSeq lists its product as uncharacterized. Bases 354 to 1850 code for a protein of 498 amino acids. Gene Ontology annotation, biological process: cilium assembly. Gene Ontology annotation, cellular component: ciliary transition zone. The record is from RefSeq and is a predicted model, not a curated record. NCBI's taxonomy places the organism in Eukaryota, Metazoa, Arthropoda, Insecta, Diptera, Culicidae. The transcript is spliced from 5 exons.
UAUGGUAUGUGAACUGGAGUCUAGGUGGUAGAUGAUUUUUCCGAGCUUUGUCAGUUUGUGAGAAGUUUUCGCGGAGCUCAUAGCUUGAAACUGUAUCCAAACUGUGCAAUUCAACUUGGUGUUGGCGCUGACCAGUAUCUUUACCCUUUUGAAGAAGGAAUUUUGCGAAAGCUCACACCCAAAGGAAGUUAAAUUUUGGAAUAGUUUCUUACUGCUCCUGAUAGAAAGAAUCAAGUAUAAUGCUUCUACCUGAAGAAAACAAUAGUUCGUUCUAAGGAUACAGUGUAUGUGUUGUGAAAAAUCUGUUCAGUAUAUAAAACAUGCCUCUGUGAAACAUCCGGACGGUAGUGAAAAUGGAGCAAGCUCGUGUGCAUUCUAAAGGCAACCAUCGAAGCUCGCGAUCCAGAUCUACUUCUCACAGAGCCACAUCCACAAGCGGCCAUCAUAGGCCUGAGUUAGAGCAAACCCCUAGUAACACAAGGGAGGACGAUGAAUUAGCUAAAAAUAGAGCAUAUCCUGCUAGGGGCCAUUCGCGUGAAGAAGAAAAUGUAGAUAGUAGCAGUACGACAACAAAUGCUAGCACGAAAACGAACAAUAAAAACAACAACAACAAUGAUGAUGCAAUUGAUAAUAACCUAACUGCUCGGGACCAAGUCAUAGAGACCACUUCUAUCGAAACUGUUCCCGGUACUGAUGAUAAACUCCAAAAGGGUAUUCUCGGCUACAUGGACCGACAGCUGAAAGUGCAAUCGUUGUCGGAUCCACAGAAAAGUCCAGCCCAGAGAAGCACUCGAAGCAGGAGCAGCUUGGAAAAAAGCCCACGCAGAAAACGCAGUAAAUCAGAAUCUCGUAGGCGAAGGGAACGGAAGAUCAUAGCCGCGGGAGAGAUGGAAGUGCGACAGGCCAACGAAACGUUGAUGCGCUAUCUGAAGCAGUGUUCCGAUUUUAACGACGCGUCUCUGUCGGGCGAUUUAGAAAUCCCGGAGAACCUGGAGGAUCGACGAGUACAUCGAAAAACUAAAUCGCAGCGAGAGCGAAAGCAUCAGCAAAACGUGCCGAAACCUGCCGGAGACGACUGUGUAAACUAUCAUGGCGAAAUUUACAAUCCCUUCACACCUGUCGUUUCGCCCACAACGGAGGCCGCCCCGACCAGAAUCGAUAAAAUGUACAUACAAACCGCCAGUGGAUAUCGACCAGUAGACAAUACGUACCACCAUCAUCAACACAUGCAUCAACAGCAUCACCACCAUAAGACCAGAACAAGUGGUGAUCCCGAAAGCAAUAGAUACACAAUAAGCAGCGCGGUUCAGCUGUCCUGUGCUGUGCAACGAGCAUGGCUGCAAAUUUCCAACGUCUGCCAUGGAUUAUUAGGAGGUUUGGCCCUGGCCCAUUUGCUGCUGAUCUGCACGACCAGACCGUACGACUGGGUUGAAGCAUCCAUUCGUCACUAUUCAGCUUUCGCGGAGGUUUACGCGAACGCGUUCUACUGUUUAGCCAUCGUCUGUAUGGUUUCGAUUUUCGAUAGGACGGACAUAGCGCACUUUAGUUUGUCCAGUGCUGGCGAAAACAACAUUUCUUUUCGUUCGGUGAUAAUUAUAAUGACAUAUGCAGCAACGAUCAUCCUUAGUCUAUCGGCUGGUUCGAUGGACGAACGGCUUUACCUGUCUGCCACCAAUGUAACGAUUUGGGAAGAAGAACUGGAAACUAAUAAGGUGCUCAGCAUCUGGAAUACACUAUCGAUAGCACGAAGCAUCGGAGCCAUUUUCGGUUGGGUUGUUAUUGGUUUGUCAUCUGACCAGGACCACUUUUAUGACCAUUUGCAGGAGAUGGAGAGGUAUCAACUCCAGUGAAUGUAGUAACAGUAAAUGCGCUUUGUCAGAAACAUUUCAAUCAUUGUUUAAUUUACGGUACACUCAAAUGAGUUUAGUCCAAGUUGGAAUAUAUUUUAUUGAGCAAUGUAUAACAAAUUGAAUUUCCUGGAUAGGGCACUGCCAAUCGGAUUUCAUACAAUAGUAGUUAUGUUUCCAUUUGUCUCCUAGAAUUAAUAACAUAUCGAUGAAAGGUUGAUUUUCGUUUGUCAAAAUUAGUGACUCAAUUUGUUCCCAGAAUUAAAAACAAUUAAAUAUCUACUGUAAGAAUAACCAGUACCAGUUUUUGUACGAAUUGAAAAGGUCACAGGUGAUCAGGUAACUCACUUCGUCCGCGUCCCUGGUCGCUAUUUAUUUCUACCAUGUGGCGAUUUGUCAGAAAGGCUAUCAUUGUUCAUUAGAUCCUGUUUCAUCGCAAGCAAAAUUGUGUUGCAAUUUUAUUAUCGACUGUAUAUAUUGUAUUUCGUAUGUACAUGAAAGUAGUGUCAUUGCAUCUGCUGGCACACACCAAUCGAACCAACACAUCUUCUUACUAAACAAGUCGUAUUGUUUCUUUGAUCAGUAUUUAUAUGAUCAAAUAUAGAUCUUUCUAAUAGGUUGAAAAUAUACAAAGAAAAUUAAUUAUUUCAUAGGAUGUUGAAAUUUGUGAAAAUUUUUAUCCUUUUCAUACUUCAUACUAAAUACACUUCCUUGUAUGUAGUAUGCAUUGUUACAAUUUACUUUUAGUUUUAUUAUAGGAAUUAUAAUCUUUUCAAAGAAUAUGCUUAGAAGUGAUUGGGCACGAUUGAUUAUAUAUGCAUUCACUAUAUGAUCUCAAUAUUGCUAUGCCAGUCCAUUGAUUGCAAGCUCAUGUUUUUUUUUAAAUAAAUAUUGUUUUGUAAUUUAGUUUAUAAUUUUUAAUAUUUAAAGCAAAUGCUAUUGAUACUGCAAACAUGGUCCUAAUUCAAUAUCUGGAUAAUACUGUUUCAGUAUUAUUAAUAGCGAUGAGUAGACGCUGCUGUUAUUUUCAUGUUCGUGACCAUAUCGUGUAGGUGUAUCUGUCUACAGGUCCCCAACCUUCCGUUUUUUCCUUCAUACAGCGAUAUGUUGAAUUGAGAUUGGUAAUGGCAAAUGAAAUUACUGUCAAGUGAUUCCACGCUUGCAUACUCUAGCUAGAAUAGUACAUGCAUUAAAAAGGUCACAGGUGAUCAUUCCAGUGCCUACACAUUCGUUUCCGUAGAGCUAUGUUCUUACAAUCACUCGUAUAGAAGAGUUUCUAUCAAUUGCAACCAUUUCGGAAAUACUUUUCGAUUAUUGUAGUUUCUGAUUAUUGCAAAAGCUUUUCUUCAUUAAGGCUGAUCUAAAUUUGUUCUGGACCGAUGGCUACAGCGAGGCAAGAAAAUGAGAAUCAGCUUAUAAAUGGAAGAGUAAAGUCUCUAUUCCCACACACGCGUUGGUAAGAAAACUAUAAUAAGAUAGUGCUCCUACACUCUGCUUAAUUACAAUUAUGCGAUUAAUAAUAAAUUUAAAUGUAAAUAGUUAGACCUAAACUAGUUAAUGAAAACUAUGGAAAAAAAAGUUAAGAUAACAUCGCCAAACAGGGAAUCGGAUGCUAAUAGUCACUGUAACAAUAAACUGGUAACCAUAAGGAGAACUAAAGGACUACAGUAGGAUACACAACAUGAAAUACCAAUCAACGUGAUUAAUCAAAUCCACACGAACACAAUUACCAUACUUACAGUAUACCAAUAAUUCAGACAAGAAAUUCGUUGUUUUGUCUAUUUGUAGAUGAAAUUCAUUGUGAAGGCCAUUUCUUUCUGAAGUAGUUUUUUUUCUACAACGCUAAGUUAUCUCGCGCCAAAAUGAUGAUUCAUGAAGUUGCAACUUGGCCUCAUAAACUCAAAACUCCUAUUCGGUUAAGUAAAUAUUGUGUAAGUGAGUACACUCGCGUUACAUUCUUGUAAAUAACGAAAGAGACAUGAUAGCUUAAAUUGGUUAAUAGAUAUGUAUUAAAAAAAAUACACGAAAUCAGUUAUAAAUAACUUUUAAGGCAAUGUAAAACAAUGUGCAAGAUGGCAAGCGAAGGACUGAAACUAGCAAAUAUAGUGGUUAAUAUGAAUAAUACAAAUAGAAACAGAAACACAUGCAUACAAACAAUGAGAUAAUCAAAUGAUAGUCAAAGUUAUCGAAACAAAUGCAGCGGAAGUGUGAGUAAUUUUUUGGAGUAGUUCACAUUUUGUUUUGUAUAUCCCUAUAUAUAUAUAUAUAUAUAU